Messenger RNA from Closterium sp. Yama58-4, 1053 nucleotides. The record is from the annotation of a GenBank genome assembly. NCBI's taxonomy places the organism in Eukaryota, Viridiplantae, Streptophyta, Zygnematophyceae, Desmidiales, Closteriaceae.
AUGCCGCCCUCUGCCCUCGACAGGCUUGCGUCGCUGCACAUAGACUACCCCAUGCUCUUUGAGGUGCACAAUGCAGCGGCCAAUCGCACCUCGCACUGUGGCGUGUUGGAGUUCAUUGCAGAGGAGGGAUACGUGUACAUGCCAUAUUGGAUGAUGCAGAAUCUGCUACUACAGGAGGGUGACAUCGUGCGAUUCAGGAACGCCACUCUCCCCAAGGGCACGUACGUGAAGCUGCAGCCACACACCAAGGACUUCCUAGACAUCUCCAACCCUAAAGCCGUUGUAGAGGGGGGUUUAGUGGCGCCCACACCCACUCUCCCCAAGGGUUUCUACGUGAAGCUGCAGCCACACACCAAGGAAUUCCUUGACAUCUCCAACCCCAAAGCGUCGCCGACACACACCACUCUCCCCAAGGGUUCGUAUGUGAAGCUGCAGCCACACACAAAGGACUUCCUUGACAUCUCCAACCCCAAAGCCGUGCUUGAGAUGACUCUCCGCAGCUUCUCCUGUCUCACCAAGGGCGAGAGCAUCAUGGUGGCAUACAACAACAAGCGCUACUUCAUUGACGUCGUGGACGCGCGGCCAGGAGCAGCCAUCUCCAUCAUCGAGACCGACUCUGGAGGAAGGAAGAGCGCCGGGAAAGACGGAAAAGCAGACGCAGCCCCCCCACCCGAGGAGCCCGCCUUCACGCCAUUCGUCGGCACUGGCAGGCGAUUGGACGGCCGCCCAGCAGCCUCCCCCUCCUCCCCUGCCACGUCAGCAUCUGCCACGUCAGCAGCAUCAAGAGAGGGCGUAUCUGGGGCAGGCGGGGCGGGUGGGGCGCGUGGUAGUGCUGGUGGCGCUGGUGGUAGUAGUGCUGCCGGUGGUGCUGCCGGUGGUGCUGGUGGUGCUGCGAGUGGGGGGAGAAAGGAGGGACGGCUGGUGUUUGGAUCGGGAGAUGGAGCACCACGAGCGGGUCCCAGGGCUCCAAAGAAAAAGGAGGAGCCUCAAAAGGAAGAACCUCAGAAGCCAUCCUUCCAAGCUUUCUCCGGGAAGGGUUAUUCUCUGCGCUGA